Saccharomyces eubayanus is the source of this 930-nucleotide messenger RNA. It is a transcript of the gene SER2, whose product is annotated as phosphoserine phosphatase. The coding region runs from base 1 to 930 and encodes 309 amino acids. The transcript has a single exon. Gene Ontology annotation, cellular component: cytoplasm. Gene Ontology annotation, molecular function: L-phosphoserine phosphatase activity; magnesium ion binding. Lineage: Eukaryota; Fungi; Ascomycota; Saccharomycetes; Saccharomycetales; Saccharomycetaceae. Gene Ontology annotation, biological process: dephosphorylation; L-serine biosynthetic process. The record is from RefSeq and is a predicted model, not a curated record.
AUGUCGAAGUUUGUCGUUACCUGUAUAGCCCAUGGUGAAAAGCUCCCACAAGAAGCCAUUGAUCAGAUCGCCAAAGAGAUUGUCAAGAGCUCGCCACAGGAAAUAACAAUCAACAGCACCAAAAAACUAUCGACAAGAGCCACCGAUUUGUUUGUCGAGAUUACAGGGUCCAUUGUACAAAAAGAUUUCAAGAAUAAAUUGGCCAGCGUAAUUGAAGGUCAUGACGAUGUUGAUGUGAUUGUUUCUGCUGACAAUGAAUAUCGUCAAGCCAAAGAGCUAUUUGUGUUCGACAUGGACUCAACACUAAUCUACCAAGAGGUCAUUGAAUUAAUUGCUGCGUAUGCCGGUGUUGAAGAGCAAGUGCACGAAAUCACAGAAAGAGCCAUGAACAAUGAACUAGAUUUCAAAGAGUCCUUGAGAGAGAGGGUUAAAUUAUUGAAGGGUCUUCAAAUUGACACAUUAUAUGACGAAAUUAAACAGAAACUGGAAAUCACCAAGGGUGUACCCGAACUUUGUAAAUUCUUACACGACAAAGGCUGUAAACUUGCUGUUUUGAGCGGUGGGUUUAUACAAUUCGCUAGUUUUAUCAAAGAUCAACUUAAUUUGGAUUUUUGCAAGGCAAACUUAUUGGAAGUAGAUACUGAAGGCAAGCUAACUGGUAAGACACUGGGUGCUACUGUAGAUGGGCAAUGCAAGAGCGAAACACUUUUACAACUGUGUGCCGAGUUCAAAGUCCCGGUCGAGUCAAGUUGCAUGGUGGGUGAUGGUGGUAAUGACCUACCAGCCAUGGGUACCGCUGGGUUCGGGAUUGCAUGGAACGCAAAACCAAAAGUACAAAAAGCUGCACCUUGUAAGUUGAACACCAAGUCCAUGACCGACAUCCUAUAUAUUCUUGGUUACACGGAUGACGAAAUACAUGGCAGACAAUAG